UAGAUUUUACGAAACAGAUAUGUGGCGACUGUUGGAAGAGUUUGAGGAAAUGCGUUCUGAGAAAAAAAUUAGCAAAUCAUUGAAGCUAUACAGGAAACCUGUAUGGCUCGUCGGCAGGAAAAUGUUUGUUGAGAAAACCUUAAAAGAGCUCAGAUGGUUCAGGAAGUAUAAUGAAUCUGGUGCUAAUUUAUUUAUUUUAUUGAAAGGUAUCGGCAACCGAUCUGUAGCACAUAGGACGUCCCGACAAAGCUCCCGGGCACAAUACAUUGCAGAUACGGCCCAGGAUUAUCCCACAAAGCGCCCGCGAACCUCCCAAGAAGGCUUGGUGAAAAUUAAAAAAUAUAAAUGACGCUAUUUUAUUGUUAGUGAUCGCGUUGCAAUCUUUCCUACUACAAUUGUAAUCAAUGUCGAAAUAGAAAAAAGAUAAAUCGCUUUUUAACUAUCGGUAACAAUUUUGCAAUAAAAACUGUAAUAACUUUAUCAACAGAAUAAAACAAACAAACUGACCGUGUACAAUAUUAAAUAAAAUGAUUUGAAAAGUAAAAAUGAGCUCUUUGUAGAGUUUAUAGAAUGAAUAUUAAAAGUUAUUGCAGACAAGCAUUUCAAUAUGCCAAUUGCACAAAAUUUUUAGGACCCGUUUACAGUUUCGCACGCGUGAAAUAAAAAAUGAAAAAAAGAAAAAACACUCAGCCAUUUUUCCGGAAAACAAUUGGCUUGUUGAAAUGAUAUGGAAUAAUUAAUUCGAAUA
This is a messenger RNA of Manduca sexta (tobacco hornworm), 748 nucleotides long. RefSeq lists its product as uncharacterized. NCBI's taxonomy places the organism in Eukaryota, Metazoa, Arthropoda, Insecta, Lepidoptera, Sphingidae. The coding region runs from base 20 to 349 and encodes 109 amino acids. The transcript is spliced from 3 exons. The record is from RefSeq and is a predicted model, not a curated record.